Molecule: messenger RNA, 2904 nt
Organism: Cuscuta epithymum
Lineage: Eukaryota; Viridiplantae; Streptophyta; Magnoliopsida; Solanales; Convolvulaceae
Source: the annotation of a GenBank genome assembly
UGGUUAAUCCUAAGCCAAGGGAUUUGCACCAUUCAAGGGGUAGAACCGGAAACAAAAAACGCGGGAAGGUGGUUGGUGGCCGGUCGAGAUUAAAGGAUGUAAAGACAAGAUCUUUGGAGGAAGAUCCCGACUAGUUGGCGGUGGCGCGUUAUAGUCACGGACUAAAAACGUGAUAAUGGGUUGUGGCCGUAACUUCAGGAGCAUUGUACAUAGCCUAUGCUCACGUGGCAGCCACACAGGUCUUCGUCUUCUCCUCUAAUUUAUAUCUUUAUCACUCAAAUGCCAAAAUUGAAGUGGCAUAGCAUAGGGGAUCAUAGGCAUAGUGGUGGUUCUGGAUCAAUGUCAGCUCCCGAAUUGCGAUUGUAUAUUCAAGAUCACCAUGUAGUGAUGGAUAAUGGCAUAGUCCAAGUCACUCUAUCAAAGCCAGAUGGGAUUGUUACUGGCAUUCGUUAUAAUGGCAUCGACAAUCUGCUUGAAACUCUUAACAAUGAGUCUAACAGAGGGUACUGGGAUGUUGUGUGGAAUGCAAAUGAUGGUGGGAGAGCUGGAAUAUUUGAAGUGAUUAAAGCAACAAAUUUUAGAGUAAUAAAGCAAGAUGAGGAACAAGUUGAGCUAUCAUUUGCGAGGCCAUGGGAUCCUUCCUUUCAGGGAAAGCUUGUUCCACUAAACAUAGAUAAAAGGUUUGUUUUGCUCCGUGGUUCGUCUGGUUUCUAUACAUAUGCCAUUUAUGAGCAUGUUGGUUCUCCAGAAUGGCCUGCUUUCAGUCUUGGUGAAACCAGGGUAGCAUUCAAGCUCAGGAAAGACAAAUUUCAAUACAUGGCUGUGGCGGACGAUAGGCAAAGGCUUAUGCCCCUACCAGAUGACCGGUUGCGUGGCAGAUGCCAGCCCCUUGCUUACCAAGAAGCAGUUCUGCUUGUCAACCCCGUCAAUCCAGAAUUAAGAGGAGAAGUAGAUGACAAGUACCAAUAUUCAUGUGAUAACAAGGAUAAUAAGGUACAUGGAUGGAUAUCUAUGAACCCACCUGUUGGCUUCUGGCAAAUCACACCCAGUGAUGAGUUUCGAUCUGGUGGGCCUGUCAAACAGAACCUUACGUCACAUGUUGGUCCCACAACCCUUGCGGUGUUCCUUGGUUCUCAUUAUGCUGGAGACGAGUUAACUCCAAAAUUUGGACAAGGCGAGCCAUGGAAGAAAGUUUUUGGCCCAAUUUUCAUUUAUCUCAACUCUGUAAGGCGCGUUGAAGAUGCCCUAACUUUAUGGGGGGACGCGAAACGGCAGAUGCUGGUAGAGGUACAAAGCUGGCCAUACAGUUUUCCAGAAUCAAAGGAUUUCUUAUCAGCAGAUCAGCGGGGAAAUGUCAGUGGUAGACUAUUGGUCAGUGACAAGUAUGCCUGUAAUGAUCUUAUGCCUGCAAGUGGUGCAUACGUGGGAUUGGCCGCACAAGGAGAUGCUGGAUCAUGGCAAAAAGAAUGCAAGGGUUACCAAUUCUGGAGUAGAGCAAGUGAGGAUGGGUGUUUCUCCAUCAACAAUGUCCUACCCGGUGACUACGAUCUGUAUGCUUGGGUGCCUGGAUUCAUCGGAGACUAUCAGAAUGAAGCUUCCAUUACCAUAGCUUCAGGCUGUAGAAUUGAUGUCGGUGAAAUCGUUUACAAGCCUCCAAGGGAUGGCCCUACACUUUGGGAGAUAGGCAUCCCUGACCGUAGUGCUGCAGAGUUCUAUAUACCCGAUCCAAACCCAAAGUAUCUUAACCAGAUCUUUGUCAACCACCCCGAGAGGUUUAGGCAAUAUGGACUUUGGGAAAGAUACUCAGAGUUAUAUCCAAACGGAGAUCUCGUGUACAAAGUUGGCGAGAGUGACUAUUCAAAAGACUGGUUUUUUGCUCAAGUUACUAGCAUCAACCGGCGGUUCCAGUGAAGCAGCAGCAGUUCUAGUGAAGCAGGACACAAUCACGGUUCGCAGAGACGACGAAGCAGGGAGCCGACUACAAAUAUAAAUUGUCUGCAAAAUCUUAGACUACAAAAGCUUCUCUCUAUCAAGGAAAAAGGAAGAUGGUACAUAUGUAGGAACGACAUGGCAAAUCAAGUUCAGACUUGCUAAUGUCCAUCAAAAUGGAACCUACAAGCUGCGAGUGGCAAUUGCAUCUUCAACCCUUGCCGAAUUACAGGUUCGGGUUAAUAAUCCAAGUACAAAUCGACCGCUGUUUACGAGCAGAUUGUUUGGGAGGGAUAACUCCAUAGCGAGGCUUGGAAUCCAUGGUCUGUACUGGCUAUUCAAUGUGGAUAUACAAGGAAAUCUGCUGUCUGAAGGAGAGAAUACCAUUUACUUGACUCAGCCUAGAAAUCAAAGUCCCUUCCAAGGAAUUAUGUAUGACUAUAUUCGCUUAGAGGCUCCCAAGGUUUAGUCAAAUUAGAUUGCAGGAUUGUGCAAGUAGACCAUAAACUGAUAAACAGUAAACACCACACACACGUACUGGCUGAUAUAGAAAAGUUUCAUACGGACUUGGAGUAUGAUAUAUGCGAAUGCAUUAAAGCUAUUAAUGAAGUGAUCUGUUAAAUUACACUCCUCCAUGCCAAUAUGAAAAAAAGAAAAAAAUAGUGAACCUGUGGUUUGGAGACUUCCCAGUUCCAGUCCCAAAAUUUUGGAACCUGAGACCGAGUAACAUAGCCCACUCAUACCGGUUCUGGUCUUGAUCAGGAUCCGGAAACUUAGUCCCGUACGCGGUCCGAAGUCUGGUUUUCAUUGGGCACCGGUCACAACUCACAAGUCCAGGACUGAUAACCAGUUCACCCCUUUAUUAAUUUUGAUGUGUGUAUUUUUCUUAUGUCACACAUGUAUAAUGUAUUGGAAGACAAAGGGUGUGAGUUUUGAAGAUAAAUGCAAUGGAAGAAUUCUUAGGCUUUGUUCGGU